Messenger RNA from Prorocentrum cordatum, 4110 nucleotides. Lineage: Eukaryota; Dinophyceae; Prorocentrales; Prorocentraceae. The record is from the annotation of a GenBank genome assembly.
AUGAUCGCGGCAGCGACGGUCGUCAAGAACCUCACCAUGCACAGGCUGGCUUUUCCAAUCCUCUCAGACGACGAGACGGGCACGACCAACCCUGCCGAGGAUCUCCCUUUUACACCUGUUGACACCGAGGCGGACGGCCCAAUGAAGAAGGUCGUGCACUUCGUGGACAUCGUGUCCGACCACCGCGAAGACAUCAACAAAGACGCUAUCUUGGAGCACUUCCGUCGCAAGACAUUCAAGGACCUGCCCAUGCCUUUCCGCUUGAAGGAGGAGCCCCCGAGCGAUUACACCAUGCAGCUGUUCGUGGUGCCGAGGGGCGACGGCGGGAAGUACAUCAUCAAGCACUACAUCAUGAAGAACAAGGUCAACAUCCACAGCCUCCCGAGCAUUUGCGCUGGUCAGGCGCAUAAGAUUGCGUGGAGCACCCAUGAGAAGUCAGGGACGAAGGCGCUGCAGCACCUGCUCAUGCACCUCCCUGGAUUGAAGAUCAGGUACUUCACGUUCGACCACCGCGACCUCAACAAUCAGAAAGAACUCAUGGACGAGUCGAAAGUCGACCAGGGGUUCGGUUACAUCGAGGAGCAUGCCCGUCUGAUCCAGAAUGAGAGCCACCUUCGGUGGAUCACCAAGGAGCUGAACAACGAGGCCAGCCUCAUUUUCGGGUGGAAGGAGUCGCUUGUGAAAGAGAUCAUGAGGGGCGUCGCAAACGAGGCGGUGCUGUGCCAAGAGCAUAUUGUCUGCCCCGUCACGCUGCGCAACAUCAAGCGCUCCUUCCUGGUCGGCGCCCUCAAGCCCAUGAUCGAGACGAUGGGCGAGCAUGCUCUGAUGAUGAUUGGCGAGCCUGGGAUCGGAAAGACUUUCGUGGGUCGCUCAGUCGCCCUGGCCCUCGCCAGGCGGUGGGCGCGCAAGAUCGGCGGCGAGCGCGUGGCCAUGCUGAAGAGCACGACGGAGUUCGACUUCUUGCGCGGCCAGCCAGGGGAGAAGAGCUGCGCUUGGGUGCACGACGACGGGGCGCUGAACGAGCAGCGCGUUCGGGCCAUCAAGUCCUUCACGGACGUCGGGGAUGACGAGUCGAUGAUCUGGGCCCGCUGGGGGGCCACAAAAUGCGUGCAGGAGCAGCCCCGCUUGAUCAUGGACAACACGUUCAACCCAGCCACGCUCCGCCCGACCAUCGGCAGCUCCCCGUCGAUCUCUCACGGGGACUUCCUGGCCGCCGUGUCGACAACCUUCCCCCCAGGGACGACUCUAGCCAACCUCAUGGCGUGUCUGAAGCGAUCGCACUUGACCCUCAACUUCACGCACACCGACGGCAAGGUCUACGUCCUCCACCGCAUCGCCUCCGAGGGCACUGAGCCCGUUCCGUGCUUUGUGUUGGACGAGUCGAACUUCAUCAACAUGGACGGCAGGCGCCGCAUUGGCUUGUGGAAAGAAGGCAACCGCCAGUUCGGGACCGAUCGCGACCAGGACGUGAUGUGGGAGCAGAACUGGCUGACACAGCUCCUGGAGGACGACGAAGUCCCGCAGGGUGCCGACGACUCGGGCGCGGAGGACGUUGCCGCGGCUGCCGAGCCCCAGCGGUUCGGCAAGCUGAGCUUGGGGGACAUCUGGGGCAGCGCAGCAGCCGCGCCAAGGGGCGGCGUGCCCGCGGCCGCGAUGCCAGCCCCAGCAGCGCCAGAGGGCGCCGUGCCCGCGGCCCCGAUGCCAGCCCCAGCCGCGCCAGAGGAGGCUCCCCCAGCCAAGCGGGCGAAGCCUGACACCCAGGGGCCCCGCGCGGUGUCCCCCGAGCCUUUCGCGGACGGCUUCAAGUGCGAUCGCAUCGGGCGCGACCGCGACGACGACGAGGACGAGGAAGAGCCACCGCGCGGGACCCCCGCACAGGAGAUCGAGCGGCUCUGGAAGCUCCGCCAGGCAGGCGCGAUCUCGCUCAAGGAGUUCAACGCCUUGAAGAAGGGCGCAAUCAAUGAUGGGUUCGACGCCAUGAAGAAGGUGGCGCCCGCCAAGAAGGAGGAGCGCAGGGCCAAGCGGGAGCGGGCGCCUCGCGGACCGAUCAAGCGGGACCCCGAUGGCCCCUGCAGGGCGGCGGGCUCGACCGAUCAGGCUGCCAAGAAGGAGGUGUUCUCGGCGACGCCAGUGGACAGUUCGACGAUGCAGGAGCUCUUUCCAGGCGCCGUGGCGAUCGACUCGGACGAGGACUGCUUCCCGCUGCCUGCCGCCCGCGUGUGCCGCGGCUGCCUCACGCGCAUGCUGGGCACGGGGGACUUCUGGCCGCUGUCGGAGCAGUGCAUCCUCGGCGCCAUGCAUCCCGACUUGGGAGCGCCGCCCGCCAUCCACCUCGAUUGGGACGAGGAGGACGAGGACGACGACGAAAGCUUCCACGAUGGCGACCAGAGCAUCGACGAGCACACCGAAGCGGAAUCCGAUGGGACGGAAACCGAUUCGGACAGCGACGAGGGCGGUGACGUCGAUGCCAGCGAGACGUCCUCCACGGCGUGCCCGUCGGACGACGACAUGCUGGAGGGCGACGAGGAUACCGGCGAUGCUGAUGACCGCUACUUCGCCGAUGUCGCGUGGGUCUCCGACGACGAAGCCGACGGCGUCGUGGCGAUCGACUCGGACGAGGACUUGCCCGAGCAUUUUCGGCGCGGCCGCGCCUGCGAAUCGCCCGCCCGCAUGCCGAGGCUGGCCAAGAAGUGGGCCCUCAAGCAGGCGAUGAAGACGGCGAAGAAGCCCGCGAAGACGCGCGGCGCGAAGCCGGCGGCGAAGAAGCCCGCGAAGGCGCGCGGCAAGAGGACAGUGAUGAGACGGCCCGCGAGGGCGAGUGGCAAGGGCGCCGAAAGCCGCGCCGCCAAAGCGUUGCGUGUGAACGGGAAGUUCCACAAGGAUGGCCUCACCUACAGCGGCAAGUCGGCAUCAACCCCUGCGCAGACGACCACGCUGCGUCGCUUGGACCAGCAGCCCUACGAGGAGAUCAGCGCCCUGAGCCAGAACGGCGCAAAGAAGGUGUUGCUGGAGGCUGGCGUUCUGCCACGUCGCGGCGAGGCGGCGUCGUUUGCAUGCUGGCAGUGCGGCGGCGAGAUGAGCAAGAACGGCAACGGCUUCAGGUGCGCGGCGGCGAACUGCAGCCGCCCGCGCAUCGCCCACCCAGACGUGGCCUACACGCCGCUCGCCCGCUUCGACGCAGGAGGCUACGAUCGUGACUACAAGAUGUGCUUGCGCACUGCCUAUACAUUGGGAUGCAAGUUGCCCAACGAUGCCGCAACCCAGAUCGCGCGGCAGAAGGGUGACAGUAUCAUGGCCGCAGAGCGCAAAGUGUCGGAGUUCUACGCGAUGCACAAGGUGGCGCUGGCGCACUCGGAGGUGGAGCACACCCGCGACACAGUGUUCGAGGACGAAAUAGUCGAGGUUGAUAGCUCCCGCAUGGCAUGCAAGAAAUUGACGGGCGGCAUGAAGAGCCACCAGGGCCGUCUGCUGGCAGUGAAGGAGCGGUUCUCAAAGAAGUGGACGGCCUCAAUGUUGCCGACGAGGAACUCCAAGGCGAAGCGUGGGUCUGGCGGCCCAGAGUCGCUGGCGGAGGUGCGCGGCCCCCUGGCCCACGCCAUGGGCAAGGGCACGGCGCUGGCGCCCGACGGCGCCCAAGCUUUCCACUCCGCCGCCGCGGAGAUCGGCGUGCCCAGCCUGCCUGGCGUGAACCACCAGGACAAGGUCUUCACACCCGUGACGAGGCUGCUGAAGAGCAAGCUCCCGAAGCGCACAGCCGCCGCGCUGCGCCGUCACUCCCGCGGCAAGGCGCCUGCCGUUCAGGAGACGAAGUUGUACUUCAAGCUCGUGGCGGGGGAUAACUCAGUGGAGUCGGUGCAGGGGCACAUCAAGAACACGAUGCGCCGCGUGGGCAACGUGGGUAGGCACAACGCCAGCGAGACAAAGAAGGCGGUUCAGACUCUGUCAGGAGCAGCCUUACUGAGGCGCGCGGGCGUGGCCAGCGUGUUGGACGCUUUGCGCCGUUAUCGUGUCGCGCUGUCCACUGGCGUUGUGCAGCUGUCCCCGCGCGAGUGCUUCCGCGCGGAGUCAUGCGUUUGGGCCGUGGCCGCCGAGAAGGGGGAGGCGAGCUGA